AUGUCAGUGCCGUCCGUCGUCGUCAUUCAAAAUGAGGGUUCGCCCAUUACUGCAGCUACCGAUGAUGAAGAUUCCAGAGGAAAUGGACAUCUGCAGAUCCGCCGUGAAAGUUCGUUUCGACGUCAUGGCUCAUCUCGACGAUCUCGCUCAACACCGGCUGCGGAUGCCAUUAUGUCCGGCGAGGAAGGGAUUGCCAGCCACCGGGGAAGCCGAAAAGCGCCUCCAAAAGACUAUGAACCCGGACUACGUUCAAUGCUAUAUGGGCUUCAUCAAAGGCAGGAAAAAGAAGAAGCGGAGAUGAAAAAACGUCAAAAGAAACAGCUUGGUAAGUGA
Messenger RNA from Haemonchus placei, 333 nucleotides. The record is from the annotation of a GenBank genome assembly. NCBI's taxonomy places the organism in Eukaryota, Metazoa, Nematoda, Chromadorea, Rhabditida, Trichostrongylidae.